Molecule: messenger RNA, 360 nt
Organism: Staurois parvus
Lineage: Eukaryota; Metazoa; Chordata; Amphibia; Anura; Ranidae
Source: the annotation of a GenBank genome assembly
UGUCCCUCAGACACAGCGGAUCACGGAAAGAGCCGGAGAUGUCGUCUCGGUCAUGUGAUCAGCUGUGUCCAAUCACAGCUGAUCACAUAGGGGACAUGUACACUGAUCAUGAUCAGAAGUGCCAUGAUCAGGGCACUGAUGAUCAGAAGUGCCACCUGUCAGUGCCCAUCUGAGCUGCCUUUCAAUGUCACCCAUCAGUGCCAGUCAGUGCCACCUAUCAGUGCCAGUCAGUGUCGCCUAUCAGUGCGCGUCAGUGCGGCCUGUCAGUACCGCCUAUCAGUGCCAUAUAUCAGUGUCAUGUAUCAGUGCUGCCUUUCAGUUCCCAUCAGUGAUGCCUGUCAAUGCCCAUCAGUGCAACCU